UUAAUAUAAAACUGAACAAAUCGAAAUCAAAAUGUGCCUAUUGGCCAUUGAACACACUCACGUGGUUUUAGUAAACGUGAUUAAUGGUUAAAUGGGGGCUGCUUUAAGGCUUAUGGUGACUAAUGAAUCUUAAGCAGAUGGAAGGGUAUAAAUGCCCAUGGUGCGCCACUCCAUGAUUCGCUUUUGACGCAGCUCCUGCAUAGAAUACCCGUAAGCGACAAUUGAAUAAAAAGAAGAAUAAAACAAUUGAAUUUAUUUAUUUAAAGGACGGAAUAGAUUUUUAAGCAGCAGAAAUGUCAGUAGUGAGCGCACUGCCUUUCCUAAAGCCCAUCCACACGAGAGCUCCGAUCUCCCCUGGCCGCCAGCGCCGACACACGCUCCCAGCAAGCGAGUUUCGCUCGCUCAACGCCGAGGACGCAAUCAGUGUGUUCGAAAUUGAGAGAGAGGCUUUUAUUUCAGUCUCUGGAGAAUGUCCUCUUCAUCUGGAUGAAGUCAGGCACUUUCUCACUCUCUGUCCUGAGCUUUCUUUGGGCUGGUUUGAACAGGGAAGGCUUGUCGCUUUUAUCAUAGGAUCUCUCUGGGACCAGGACCGUCUGAAUGCUGAUGCACUGACCCUUCAUAAACCUCAUGGAACUACUGUUCACAUCCAUGUGCUGGCAGUCCACCGGACCUUCCGCCAGCAAGGCAAAGGAUCCAUCCUCUUGUGGCGUUACUUGCAGUAUCUGCGCUGUCUAUCUUAUGUGCGCCGUGCCGUCCUUAUGUGUGAGGAUUUCUUGGUGCCCUUCUACCAGAAGUCUGGCUUCAAAGGGCAGGGUCCUUCUGAAAUCACUGUAGGGUCACUUACCUUCAUUGAGAUGUAUUAUCCUAUACGAGGCCAUGCAUUCGUGCGGCGUAACAGUGGCUGCUAAGGAAUUGCAAUUUAUGUUCUGAACCAGCCAAUUUGCUGAAGCAGCAUUUGAUCUAUAUAAGUUGUAAUGUCUGUGAUCACUUUUAUAAGACUUGGUUAA
Molecule: messenger RNA, 1007 nt
Organism: Danio aesculapii
Lineage: Eukaryota; Metazoa; Chordata; Actinopteri; Cypriniformes; Danionidae
Gene: aanat1
Product: arylalkylamine N-acetyltransferase 1
Exons: 3
Coding region: 294-908 (204 amino acids)
Biological process (GO): circadian rhythm; response to light stimulus
Cellular component (GO): cytoplasm
Molecular function (GO): aralkylamine N-acetyltransferase activity
Source: RefSeq, a predicted model, not a curated record